AUGCCCUUUCCAUUUGUGCUUUCCACCACCUCCCACAUCUCCUUUCAAGCCAGCCUUAUUUCAUCCACCCAUCCAUCACUCCCAUCCGCAGCAACAUCUCAACGAGCCGUUAUCCGGGCGGGAUUGAAGACUCACAAGAGACUGUCUGCAGCAGACCAGGCUACGAAUUUGUUGCCUCUUGCUUCCGCGGUGCAAAGCUACAUACGCUACCUUGUCACGCUCGAUAUUGCGCUGUCCGGCAAACCUGUGGCGGGUGAGGUUGUUGACAUUGCACUUGCAAAGGAGCCCGAGAUUGAAUGGCGGCCAACACUCGGCUCCAACGCCAUUCCAGGCCGUGAGAACGACAGGGUCAAGGGAAACGGGCUUGACUACGAGCUUUUCUUUGUGCAUCAUACGCUGGCACUCAUUCAGAACCUCCUGGCCAGACAAUCUCUCCUUGGGCUCUACUCGUCCGUUAAUCCGACGUCAGAGCAACGGAUAUCCCUGAUUCAGAGUGCGUCCAAGUGCCUCAAGACGGCACACGCGAUCCAUUCCUAUCUUCUACUAAGGGCAAACUCUUCCAGCGACGGACCUCCCACAUUCCCGCCCGCUGCGGUUGACGUAUCUACCAGUGUACAGUUGGCUUUGCAGCACUUGACUCAUGCCGAAUUUAAUCUGCUCUGCGUGCUCAAGGAAGACCCGUACCCCGCAAUCCUCGUUCAGUCACGGAACAAGGACGAUAAAGAGUGGAUGAUCAGAGCUCCCCAGAUCCAGAAGGUUCGGGGCCAAGUCCUAACUCGGCUCUGCAUCGGAGCGGCAGAGCAUGCUUCUGCUGCUACCGUAGCACUGAAGGUCGAGACAACAAGAGCGUCCAAGGAGCUGCUGGAGUACUGUGAUGGCAUCCAUAGAGCAUCACGGGCGAAAGCUUGCAGAUUCCAGGCACUGGAGGAGGACACACAUGCAGGCCAAGUAGGGAAAGCAAUUGCGUGGCUGAGAGCUGCCAUGAAUGAGCUGGGAUUCGAAGUGGGAAAAGAUGGCUCCAAAUCCUCAGGUUUCGGCAAACUAAAGGCAUCUUGGAUUGAACGAAGAGAAGACAAACGGAUCGAAAAGGGUAGCACAACGUGGGGAAUGGACGGCGGCAAGCUCGAGGAAGGUCGGAUUGUAGAAUAUCUGGACCAAACGUUCAACAAACAGAACGAUACGAUCAACGUGCAGCUGAUUCCGGAGUGGAAGCCACUGCUGGCAACGUUGCCCAGCGGAAUGAACAUGCCGAUGGACGAGAAAUGGAGGCCCGCAUCGUUGGAGGAAGGGGAGUUGGCGUCAAUGAGGGCGCCGCCUGACGACGACGAAGUGGGUGCCGCGAACAGCUCGGACGAAAACGAAGAGAGCACGACAGCACCAGCCGGAGCUUUCCCUGGAACGCAGCGAGAUUAUGGCAGUGGGACGAGUUACUAUUGA
This is a messenger RNA of Fonsecaea multimorphosa CBS 102226, 1437 nucleotides long. RefSeq lists its product as uncharacterized. NCBI's taxonomy places the organism in Eukaryota, Fungi, Ascomycota, Eurotiomycetes, Chaetothyriales, Herpotrichiellaceae. Gene Ontology annotation, cellular component: plasma membrane. The record is from RefSeq and is a predicted model, not a curated record. Bases 1 to 1437 code for a protein of 478 amino acids. The transcript has a single exon. Gene Ontology annotation, biological process: cellular response to pH.